UCCCUCGGUUCCAGACGGCGCAGGCAGCCGCCGCGGCAGCAAGCUGGCUGCGGCCCCGCGAGGCCAUGAAGGUGAAGAAGGGCGGCGGCGGCGGGGCCGGGACGGGGGUGGAGCCCGCUCCAGGGGCCUCGGGCCGGAGCUUGGAGACCAAGACGGAGCUGCAGGCGGAAUCCGAAUCCGGGUCCGAGUCGGAGCCGGAGGCAGGCCCGGGGCCCAGCCCGGGGCCGCUGCAGAGGAAGCAGCAGAUCGGGCCGGAGGACGUGCUGGGGCUGCAGCGGAUCACGGGCGACUACCUGUGCUCCCCUGAGGAGAAUAUCUACAAGAUUGACUUCGUCAGGUUCAAGAUUCGGGACAUGGAUUCAGGCACUGUUCUCUUUGAAAUCAAGAAGCCCCCAGCCUCAGAGCAGUUGCCCAUCAACCCACGGGACCUGGACCCCAAUGCUGGGCGCUUUGUCCGCUACCAGUUCACGCCUGCCUUCCUCCGCCUGAGGCAGGUGGGAGCCACCGUGGAGUUCACGGUGGGAGACAAGCCUGUCAACAACUUCCGCAUGAUCGAGAGGCACUACUUUCGCAACCAGCUGCUCAAAAGCUUUGACUUCCACUUUGGCUUCUGCAUCCCCAGCAGCAAGAACACCUGCGAGCACAUCUAUGAUUUCCCCUCUCUCUCUGAGGAGCUGAUCAACGAGAUGAUUCGUCACCCAUAUGAAACACAGUCUGACAGCUUCUACUUCGUGGAUGACCGGCUGGUGAUGCACAACAAAGCAGACUAUUCCUACAGCGGGACGCCCUGACCCCCAACCAGCCCCUGCCCCAGGAGGGUCCUGGACCCGCAGCCGUGGCCACCCCAGCACUCACCUGUCAGCCCCAGGUCUUCUGCCUGGGCAGUGCUCCAGAAGCCCUGAACCCUUAGUCAGCGUUGGGAGGGCGGGUGCCUGAUGUCCCCCGUCCAAGUCUGUGCAGCCCAUGGGGCCUGGCACGUGGGGUGGGGUGGUGGGGGCUGUUUGCCUCCAUAGCCAGGAAGACCUCCCGUGGGAGGAGUAGCCAGGACUUGCGGACAGCCGAGCUGGGCCUCUUGGGCCUAAGUUUCAGAACAGUGUUCCCCUAUCCAGGCUUUGACUAGGUCGGGGCAGGGACCCAUUCCCUGUCCCCUACCCACCACUGACAGGCCAUUUAGAGUUGUAAAUUCACAGAGGAAGGUCCUUGUGGGAUCUGGCAGUCAAGCUGCCCAAGGGGGUCUGGGCCCUGACCACAGCCCCAGCCUCUACCAUCAGGGGCUGAGAUCCUGCCUGAGGUGUGAGUGGGGCCUGCCCAGAUUGCAGCCUGGGGUAGGGGCUGGACCAACUGUAUAUAGUUUUCAAUAAACUCUUUCUCCUUUUCUCUUC
Lipotes vexillifer (Yangtze River dolphin) is the source of this 1382-nucleotide messenger RNA. It is a transcript of the gene UNC119, whose product is annotated as unc-119 lipid binding chaperone. Gene Ontology annotation, biological process: negative regulation of clathrin-dependent endocytosis; mitotic cytokinesis; positive regulation of protein tyrosine kinase activity. NCBI's taxonomy places the organism in Eukaryota, Metazoa, Chordata, Mammalia, Artiodactyla, Lipotidae. Gene Ontology annotation, molecular function: lipid binding. Gene Ontology annotation, cellular component: intercellular bridge; centrosome; spindle pole. The record is from RefSeq and is a predicted model, not a curated record. The transcript is spliced from 5 exons. The coding region runs from base 66 to 791 and encodes 241 amino acids.